Microcebus murinus (gray mouse lemur) is the source of this 1848-nucleotide messenger RNA. It is a transcript of the gene SLC18B1, whose product is annotated as solute carrier family 18 member B1. Gene Ontology annotation, biological process: transmembrane transport. Gene Ontology annotation, molecular function: transmembrane transporter activity. NCBI's taxonomy places the organism in Eukaryota, Metazoa, Chordata, Mammalia, Primates, Cheirogaleidae. The record is from RefSeq and is a predicted model, not a curated record.
GCAGGCUCCCGAGCUCCCGGGCGACCGCGGCCGGCGGGAACCGGGGAUGCCAGGGCUCGGCUGAGCGGCUGCCGCCCGUGCGCUCGCUGGAGCUCGAGUCCAGCCACGCGGGUUUGGAACCGGGGCCGGCGGCGCCGGAGUCCACGCACCGGGCAUGGACGCGCCGGGGGACGCUGAGGGCCCGCGCCCACCAGGUGAUGGCCCUGCAGGAAGUACAAGGGAGACACCCAGGCGACUCUCAAGAGAACAGCUUUAUGUACUGAUAUCAGCAGCUUCUGUGAACUUAGGUUCCAUGAUGUGCUAUUCUAUCCUUGGACCCUUUUUCCCCAGGGAGGCUGAAAAGAAGGGAGCCAGCAAUACCAUUAUUGGUAUGAUUUUUGGAUGUUAUGCUUUGUUUGAGUUGCUAGCAUCUUUUGUAUUUGGAAACUAUAUUGUACAUAUUGGAGCAAAAUUUAUGUUUAUAGCAGGAAUGUUUGUCUCAGGAGGAGUUACCAUUCUCUUUGGUAUAUUGGAUCAAGUUCCUGAAGGACCAAUAUUUAUUGCUAUGUGUUUUCUAGUGAGAGUAAUGGAUGCAAUAAGCUUUGCUGCAGCAAUAACUGCGUCGUUUUCUAUCCUUGCAAAGGCUUUUCCAAAUAAUGUGGCUACAGUAUUGGGAAGUCUUGAGAUUUUUUCUGGAUUAGGACUAAUACUGGGUCCUCCUGUAGGUGGCUUUUUGUAUCAAUCCUUUGGCUAUGAGGUACCUUUUAUUUUUCUGGGAUGCAUAGUUCUGCUGAUGGUACCACUCAACAUGUAUAUUUUACCCAGUUAUGAGUCUGAUCCAGGUCAACACUCAUUUUGGAAACUGAUCUCCUUACCCAAGGUUGGCUUUUUGGUUUUCAUCAUCAACUCACUCAGCUCGUGUUUUGGCUUCCUUGAUCCUACUCUGUCUCUCUUUGUUUUGGAAAAGUUUAAUUUACCAGCUGGAUAUGUGGGACUGGUAUUCCUCGGUUUGGCACUGUCCUAUGCCAUUUCUUCACCACUAUUUGGCCUACUAAGUGAUAAAAAGCCACAUGUAAGGAAAUGGCUCCUGGUUUUUGGAAACUUAAUCACAGCAGGGUGCUACAUGCUCCUAGGACCUAUCCCAAUUUUGCACAUUCAAAGUCAGCUCUUGCUGCUCGUGCUGAUAUUAGUUGUACAUGGCAUCUCUGCUGGAAUGAGUAUAAUUCCAACUUUCCCGGAAAUUCUCAGUUGUGCAUAUGAAAAUGGAUUUGAAGAGGGAUUAAGUACGUUGGGACUUGUAUCAGGUCUCUUUAGUGCAAUGUGGUCGGUUGGUGCUUUCAUUGGACCAACACUGGGUGGAUUUCUUUAUGAGAAAAUUGGUUUUGAAUGGGCAGCAGCUAUACAAGGUCUGUGGGCUCUGAUAAGUGGAUUAGCCAUGGGCUUAUUUUAUGUACUGGAGUACUCAAGGAGAAGAAGGAGAUCUAAAUAUCUAACCAUCCUCAGCACAGAAGAGGAAAAAACUGCUCUCUUGCCUAAUGAACUGUAGCUUUACAAAUCCUGGAUUGAUAUGAGGUUGGGAGGUCAAUGUUCCCGGCCUUGAACAUCACUGGCUUUGAACAUCGCUGUUGGAAGGGUUUUCUUAAUUUACGCACAGACCUCCCUGGGCACCACAUCAGCAUUUUGGACAAUCCUGUGUUGGACUGCACUUACUGUUGUCCUGAAAAGCUGGCCGGCUGAACCAGCUAUACUUGAAACAUUAAGUGUGAGAAUUGUAGUUGAAAACCAGCACAAGAUUGUGUUGUUUUUUUUCCCAAGACAGAGUCUCACUCUCUUGCCUGGGCUAGAGUGCCGUGGUGUCAGCCUAGCUCA